AUCAAUUGUUCAACUAGUAGUAGUCUUUAGUGUGGCCAUUUUUAUAGAUCUCUAUUCCAACCUUUCAGCCUUUUCUUUUUACGAUUUGCUUGAUGCUUACUUGGGGCUUACGAAGAGCGUUGUUAUAGUGUGAGAGCGGGAACUCCUAGACAAUGGCUGAGGCUUCACUUCGAGACAUCACAACGGCGCUGCCAGCUUCGGCGCCCUCGGCUGCUUCCGAUGCCGCCGACCAGCAGCCCAAGAAGUUUCCCAAGGGAGUGGUGCUGGGCAAAGAUGGCAAGCCAUGCCGAAGCUGCACCUCGUUUGCUGCAUGGGCCACGCAGGCCAAGGACCAGACCAAGAAGGACGCAGUUCCCGGCAGCAGAGCCGUAUCCACCGCGGCCGUCGCCUCGGGCCCUCCAGCCGACUGUCCGCCAGAUGUCGAGACUCUCGGCCGCAGCACCUGGACGCUGCUCCAUUCCAUUGCGGCCUCGUACCCAGAGACGCCCUCGCAGACGCAGCGAUCCGACCUCCUGAGCUUUGUCGGGCUGUUUUCCAAGCUGUAUCCGUGCUGGGUCUGCGCCGAGGACUUCCAGGGCUACAUGGCACGGCAGAAACCGCAGGUGAAUUCGCGCGACGAUUUUUCGCAGUGGCUGUGCCGCGCGCACAACGACGUGAACAAGAAGCUGGGCAAGCCGCAGUUUGACUGUUCACGCUGGGAUGAGCGCUGGAGGACGGGCUGGAAGGACGGUCGCUGCGACUGAUGGAGUGGCUGUGAAUUUUUUUUUUUCUCCGACUGUACGAGUAUCAUUAGAUGGCGCGAAGCAAGGAAAACGAAAAGAAAGGAGGCAAAGUCUGCGGCAAGUGCAUGCAGCAGUGUACGAUUGUGAGCGAGGUCGAUUCAGCUCAAUUCUUUUGGCAGCAUAUACCGACGGCGUUAUUUUCCCAGAAGCGUUGGGAAUAGGGGCAAAAUAGACAGAUACGAUGUCGUGUUGGGGGCAUGGUACGAGGACGGGAUGCGUUAUCAUGCAGGCUUGUUAGUGUGCGUGUACAAGUAGGCAUGGCAUGGUGGUGAGAGCCUUCACGGCGAAAGCAUGCCACUGUGUUUGAACAGAAAACUCUUUACUCAAUGCCUGCGACGGGUUUGGCCUAUCGAAGCCUGUCGACUUAUCAAUUUCCACUA
Trichoderma atroviride IMI 206040 is the source of this 1162-nucleotide messenger RNA. RefSeq lists its product as uncharacterized. Gene Ontology annotation, molecular function: flavin adenine dinucleotide binding; flavin-dependent sulfhydryl oxidase activity. Lineage: Eukaryota; Fungi; Ascomycota; Sordariomycetes; Hypocreales; Hypocreaceae. Gene Ontology annotation, cellular component: mitochondrion. The record is from RefSeq and is a predicted model, not a curated record.